Messenger RNA from Tupaia belangeri chinensis (Chinese tree shrew), 6593 nucleotides. It is a transcript of the gene NACA, whose product is annotated as nascent polypeptide associated complex subunit alpha. The transcript is spliced from 8 exons. Gene Ontology annotation, cellular component: nascent polypeptide-associated complex. Lineage: Eukaryota; Metazoa; Chordata; Mammalia; Scandentia; Tupaiidae. The record is from RefSeq and is a predicted model, not a curated record. The coding region runs from base 16 to 6480 and encodes 2154 amino acids.
UGUUUCCUGUGAAGCAUGUUGUACCCGUUUAGGUUGCUAACUCACCUUUGUUUUGUUUUGUUUUGUUUUCCUUCCCUUUAUUUCCCUUUUUGCUUUUCUCCUCCAGCUGUGCUUCCUGUGUCUUCAGCCUUGAGUGUCACUACUGCCUUAGGGCAGCCUGGACCUGCCCUUCCCCCUCCUUACCCCCUAGCCCCCCAACAAUGCCCUCUGGCAACUGCUAAUCAGCCUUCCCCAUUCCAUUCUCCCUCUACUAUUCCUUCCACUGCUUUUGAAGUUCCUUUUCCCCAGUCAUCCUCUGGGACUGCUCUGCCCUUGGGAACUGCCCCUGACACCCCAGUUUUCCUACCAAACCUGAUAGGGCCUCCUAUUUCCCCAGCUGCCUUAGCUCUGGCCUCUCCCAUGAUAGCUCCAACUCUGAAAGGCACCAGUUCCUCUUCAGCUCCCUUGGCUCUGGUUGCCCUGGCUCCCCACUCAGUUCAAAAGAGUUCUGCUCUUACACCUAACCCUCUUACCUUGCCUCCUUCUGUUACUGUAGCUGAGUCAGGAUCAAUGACAUCGAUAUCAACUCCCAUUGCUCCCUUAGAACCAAAGGCUUAUCCAGCUCAGGUUCUCUCUCAAGUAGUUUCUAAUCCCAAAGGUACCCCCAGCCAUGCAGGUAUAGUCAAUGCUGUUCCAUCCCACCUUGGAACUCCCUUGGCCUCUGUUAAAUCUGGAGUAGCUUCAUCCCCUCAGGUGAAAGGUAGCCCUAUUUCUUCAGCUCUGACUUCUCCACAAAACCCAGUAAGCCUCAGCUUAAAAGGACCUGCUAGUCCCCCUCUUGCCUUAUCCUUAUCUCCUUCAACCCAGUCUAUUCCUGUGGUGACCUCUUCUCAAAAGGCUCACAGUGUCCCCCCAGUUUUUCCUACUUCUCUGGGCUGUCAUCUUGCACCUUUACCUCAGAGUUCUAGUUCUCCUGUCCAGCCUCUAGGACAAACAGAUCCUAAUGCUUUGUCAGAUCACAAAUCUUUAAUUACUCCCCUUCCUUCUAGAAAUGAGAUGAUUCCUGCUGCCUUUUCAGGGGAGAUUCCAGCUUCUCCCAUGGCACCAUCUGUUGACAAAGGCCCCACUGCCAUCACUAGCAUAACCUCCUCCAGCCCUUCUGGCUCCCCAGAUACAGCUACUUCAUUGUUUCCUACAGCCUCUCUCAUUCUCAAAGGCUCUCCUAAUGCCAUUCAUCAACAGCCUUUGGUGGCCCAGAUUCCUGCUUCUCCAGGAAGUGCAGACUUCAAAGAAACUCCUGUUUCUUCUGUUGGAACUAUCCCACUUGUGAUGACUAACCCGUCUCUAAUUUCUGCAGUGCCUACUACCUUUGAGGUAGCUACUUGCAUUUCUCCUCCAGUUUCAUCCAGUCCUAUACAUAGUAAAGAGCCAACUUGUCCUACUGGUUUAGCUAUGGCACCUGUGGCUCCCAAGGACCUUCCUAUUCCUCAAGUAGUUACCACUUUGGAGAUGCCAGUGUCUCCUCUGCCAGCUCCUAAAGACCUCAGAAAUCUCCCUUCUUCAAUAUUGGCAAAGUUCCCAGCACAAAAAGAUCUCCAAACUAUACCUGCCCCUCCUGUAAAAGCCCCUGUUUCUCCAGCCCAGGACAGUCUUCCUACAGAGAAAGACCCUGCUCUACUACCAGUGACCCUGACAACCCCUAAAAAUUUCCCCUCUCCCCAAAGUACAUCAUCAUCUCUGGAGAUAGCUCUUUCUCCUGAAGUCACACUAGCAAAGAAACACCUGGUAGAGCCUCUCCCUGUAGGUAAGUCAGCCAGUGCUACAUCCUCUCCUGUGGAUGUUCCCUCCCCAGUAUCUGUAAUCAGGUCAGAUCCUUAUGCUAGCCAGCAUCUCAAAAGUGAUUCCAUCACGUCAACAGUGGCUACAUUUCCUUUGGAAAGUGCUGACCCUGCUGGAGUGGGAGCUGUCUCCCUGGCUUCUAAAAACCGCCCAGCUGAGAGUUGCUCUGUGACUCCAGCUGUAACUUUAAUCCCCCAGAAUAUUUCUACUUCUCUGGCUACUGUGACACUGGCUCCUGAAAUUUCCAAGUCCAUACCCCUUCCUUCUCAUUCCCCAACUGGGACUCCUUCAAGUGCAAAGAAAGUUAAUGAUAUUUCUCAAACCUCAGCAUUGGCAUCUGUGGCUUCCUCUCCUGGAAGAGGCCCAACUGAGAACCCAGGGACUUGUGUUACUCCAUCUUCCAAAGGAGCUCAGACUUACCGAGCUGGCCCCCCAGCUCCUUUAGGGACUAGUGCGUCUCCUAAGACUAAAAAAUCUCUACCAAAGAAGGGCUCUGCUAGCCCUGAGUCUCCUGUUAGUAAUCUUUCACCCCUUGUUUCUACAGUUGAACCUUCCUUUGUCUCAGAGGCCAGUCAGUCUUCUCAGGGCCCUAAAACCUCACUAACUAAGAAGCAUUCUCCCACUUGUCCAUCUCUCAAAGGGGUCCCUGCUUCCUCAGCUUUAACUCCUCCCUCCCCCAAAGAGGUCUCAGUUAUCCCAACUUCAGAAAGUAUUCCAUCCACCCCAUUCUCUAAAGAAGUUCCUACUUCUCUAUCUGUGACCCCUCCUUCCUCCAAAGAGGCCUCAGCAUCUCCAUCCUCAAAAGGGACCCCCACUUCCCCAGCUAUGUCUCUGCCCUCCCUCAAAAAGGCCCCAACAACUCCAGCCCCCAAAGGAAGCUCAGCCACCCCACCCCAGAAAGAGUUCUCCACUCCCCUAGCUGUGAUUUCUCCCACCCCUAAAGAGGCCUCAGCAACUCCAUCCUCCAAAGGGACCCCCACUCCCCCAGCUGUGUCUCCUUCCUCACCCCAAAAGACCUCAGCAACUACAACCCCCAAAGGAGCCCCCACUGCCCCAGCUAUGUCUCUUCCCUCCCCUAAAGGGGCAUCAGCAACCCCAUCCUCCAAAGGGGCCCCCACCCCCCAAGAUGUGACGUCUCCCUCCCCAAAAAAGGUCCCAACCUCCAAAGGGGCCCCUUCUCCCCAAGAUGUGACGUCUCCCUCCCCAAAAAAGGUCCCAGCAACUACAGCCCCCAAAGGAGCCCCAGCCACCUCAGCCUCCAAAAAGGGUCCUCCUCCCCCAGAUGUGACUCUUCCCUCUCCCAAAGAGGCACCUGCAACCCCAUCCUCCAAAGGGGCUCCCAUAACUCCAGCUGUGUCUCCUCCCUCUCCUAAAAAUGUCCCAGCGACUACAGCCUCCAAAGAGGUCCCUGCUCCCUCAGAUGUGACUUCUUCCUCCCCCAAAAAAGUCCCAGCAACUACAGCCCCCAAAGGAGCCCCAGCCACCUCAGCCUCCAAAAGGGGUCCCCCUCCCCCAGAUGUGACUCCUCCCUCUCCCAAAGAGGCCCUUACUCCCCCAGAUGUGUCUCCUUCCUCUCUUAAAGAGGCACCUGCAACCCCAUCCUCCAAAGUGGCUCCCAUAGCUCCAUCUGUGUCUCCUCCCUCUCCUAAAAAUGUCCUAGCAACUACAGCCUCCAAAGGAGCCCCAGCCACCUCAGCCUCCAAAAGGGGCCCCCCUCCCCCAGAUGUGACUCCUUCCAAAAAGGCCCCAAUCACACCAGCCCCUAAAGGAUCCAUAGCCACCCCAUCCCCUAAAGGGGCCCCAACUGCCCCAGAUGUGACUCCAUUUCCCAAAGAGGCCUCAACAGCCUUAUCUUCCAAAGGGGCCCUUCCUCCCCCAGCUGUGUCUCCUCCCUCCCCAAAAAAGAUCACAGCAACUACAGCCCCCAAAGGGGUUGCUACUUCCCCAGAUGUGACUCCUCCCUCCCCAAAAAAGGUCCCAGCAACUAUAGCCCCCAAAGGAGCCCCAGACACCCUGUCCUCCAGAGAAGGCCCCUCUCCCUCAGAUGUGACUCCUCCUCUGUCCUCUAAGAAGGUCCAGGUAAUUCCAGCCCCCAAAGGAGCCCCGGCUACCCCAUCCUCCAAAGGAGACUUCCCUCCCCCAGAGGUAACUCCUCCCUCUCCCAAAGAGACCCCAGCCACCUCAUCCUCCAAAGGGGCCCCUACUCCCUCAACUGUGUCUCUUUCCCCUAAAAAGGCCCCAGUAACUCCUGUCCUCAAAGGAUCUCAAGCCACCCCAUCCUCCAAAGGGGCCUCCACCCCUCUGGCUGUGACAACACCCUCCCCUAAAAAGUCCCCAGCAACUCCAGCCCCCAAAGGAGCCCCAGCUACUCCAUCCCCUAAAAGAAUCCCUACUCCUCCAGCUGUGACUUCUCCUCCCAAAGAGGCCCCAACAAUAGCAGCCCCCAAAGAGGCUCCUACUCCCCCAGCUCUGACUCCUCCUCUCAAAAAUGCCCCAGUAACUCCAGCCCCUAAAGAGGCCCCCUCUAGAGGGGUUUCCACUCCCCCAGCUAUGACUCCUCACUUUCCCCAAAAGGUUUCAGCAACUCCAGCCCCGAAAGAGGCUUCUGCUCCCCUCCCUGUGACUCCUUCCUCUAAAAAGGUCCCAGUAACUCCAACCCCCAAAGAAUCCUCUACUCCCCCAACUGUCAUUCCUCCCUCCUCUAAAAAGGCCCCAGUUACUUCAGCCCCCAAAAAGGCCCCAGCAACUACAUCCCCUAAAGGAGCCUCCACUCCCCCAACCCCAACUGUGAUUUCUCCAUCCCCUAGAAAGGCUUCAGCAAGUACAGUUUCCAGAGAGAUCCCAGCAAUCCCAUCCUCUAAAGGGGUCCCCACUCCCACAGCUGUGACUCCUUCCUCCCCCAAAGAAGUCCCAGCAACCUCAGUCCCCAAAGAGACUGCUACUCUCCCACCUGUGACUCCUCCUGCCCCAGAAAAGGCCCCAGCAAGUACAGCCUCCAGAGAGACCCCAGCAACCCCAUCCUCUAAAGGGGACCCCACUCCCACAGCUGUGACUCCUCCCUCCCCCAAAGAAGUCCCAGCAACCUCAGUCCCCAAAGAGACUGCUACUCUCCCACCUGUGACUCCUCCUGCCCCAGAAAACGCCCCAGCAAGUACAGCCUCCAGAGAGACCCCAGCAACCCCAUCCUCUAAAGUGGUCCCCACUCCCACAGCUGUGACUCCUUCCUCCCCCAAAAAAGUCUCAGCAACCUCAGUCCCCAAAGAGACUGUUAUUCUCUCACCUGUGACUCCUUCCUCUAAAGGGCCCCCCACUUCCUCUGCCAUGACUCUUCCCUGCCCCAAAGACUUACCUACCGAACCAGUUUCAGUCAUGUGUACCAUGGGCACCAUUGCUCCAGAAGCACCAAAAGAACUCCCAGCGAAGAAGGGCCUAACACCUCGUAAAGAUAUACUUGGUGCCCCAGUUCCAGAACAUGCACCUGUCAUCACAGCUUCUACUCAGAAAGGUCCAGCCGCCAAGAAGAGUUCUGCUGCUUCACCUCCUGUGUGCCCAGAUACCUUAGCUAACAGUGAUGCUAAAGGUCCCCAUUCUACACUGGCUCCACCGAUAGUCCCCACUCAGAAAGGCUCUUCAGUGACUGCAAAAGCCCUCCCUGAUUCUCCCAUGAAAGGCAAAGAAUCUCUUAAUUCCCCAAAGGGCUCCUUGCCGCCACCACCUCCUCAUUCUAAGACAUCUACCCCUCUAACAGCAGGUCCCUUGGAGAAGAUCCUUCCUAAAGCUGGAUCUGCAUCUAUCUCCCCAGCACUCACCCCACCAGUCUCUCUGCCUCCUGCUCCCUCCCCAGUUCCCCAUCUGCUUCCUAAACAGCAAUUUCUGCCUUCCUCACCUGGGCUGGUGCUGAAAUCACCCUCUAAGCCCCCGGCCCCUGCUGAUGAGGAUGAGCUGCCACCUCUGAUUCCCCCGGAACAAAUCUCUGGGGGAGUGCCUUUCCAGUCGGUCCUCGUCAACAUGCCCAGUCCCAAACCUACUGGGAUCCCUGCCCCAACCCCCUCUGCCAAGCAGCCUGUUCUGAAGAACAACAAGGGGUCUGGAACAGAAUCUGACAGUGAUGAAUCAGUACCAGAGCUUGAAGAACAAGAUUCCACACAGGCAACCACACAACAAGCCCAGCUGGCAGCAGCAGCUGAAAUCGAUGAAGAACCAGUCAGUAAAGCAAAACAGAGUAGAAGUGAAAAAAAGGCACGGAAGGCUAUGUCCAAACUGGGUCUUCGGCAGGUUACAGGGGUUACUAGAGUCACUAUCCGGAAAUCUAAGAAUAUCCUUUUUGUCAUCACAAAACCAGAUGUCUACAAGAGCCCAGCUUCAGAUACCUACAUAGUUUUUGGGGAGGCCAAGAUCGAGGAUUUGUCUCAGCAAGCACAGCUAGCAGCUGCUGAGAAAUUCAAAGUUCAAGGUGAAGCUGUCUCAAACAUUCAAGAAAACACACAGACUCCAACUGUACAGGAGGAGAGUGAAGAGGAGGAGGUUGAUGAAACAGGUGUGGAAGUUAAGGACAUAGAAUUGGUCAUGUCACAAGCAAAUGUGUCAAGAGCAAAAGCAGUCCGAGCCCUGAAGAACAACAGUAAUGAUAUUGUAAAUGCUAUUAUGGAAUUAACAAUGUAAUCAUCUGAAAAGGAGGACUUUUUUUCGUGUUCCAAAAGAAUACUGCAGCCUGGUUUGAAAUUUGUACUGUUUCUAUCAUUAAUAAAGUUAUGGCUUCUUGUUCGAUGAACUAA